Molecule: messenger RNA, 840 nt
Organism: Torulaspora globosa
Lineage: Eukaryota; Fungi; Ascomycota; Saccharomycetes; Saccharomycetales; Saccharomycetaceae
Gene: OAZ1
Product: Oaz1p
Exons: 2
Coding region: 1-840 (279 amino acids)
Molecular function (GO): ornithine decarboxylase inhibitor activity
Source: RefSeq, a predicted model, not a curated record
AUGGUUCAUGAGACUUUGCUGAGAAAACAGGCGAACGUUAUACGGUUGCUGUCCACAGAAGAGGUGCAAGAGAGAAUAUCAAGACCAGAUAAUGCAGCAGUAGCAUUCACUUUCCCUAUUACAUGUCUGCUGAAAAGCAAAAAAACACAGGCUGCAAGUACCAGUGCGCAGUUGUACACGUAUUCUUUGGAUGAAGAUGGUUUUAAGGAUUGGCGUGCGGACAUCGCAAAGCCGGCAGGGACCAGUUGCGAGGACGAGGUGGAGCUCUAUUGGGAUAUGAUUAUGUUGACCGAAGGCCAAUUUCUCCUUCCGGCAGCAGGCUCUGACGAAAGGAGAGAGAAACGGAACUUGAAAAGGUUCCAGAAAUACGUGGUCAAGCGCAUGGGUGCACGCCUAGACCAGAUCGUGAACUCGAAAAAGGCGCCUGCAGCCGUCGAAACGGCCUCUUGGAGGAAGCUGGGGUUUCGUUACACGUUGGCAUAUCUGCCGUUGCACUUCAAAGACGUUAUAUGGUGCAAGUCUGACGACGUAUACAUCCAUGUGAUCUUGCCGGAGACAGACCUAGGCUCGCGACGGCAGACGAAUGAGAGGGAGUGGCUGCUUGCCCUGCUCGAGCUGGCAAGUACCAUGGACAUGCAACGCAUGCGGCUGUACAUACGAAGGGAUGACCUGAACGGAGUGUCGACUUUUCUACGGAACUUAAGCUGGAUUGGCGGGAAGAUGGUGCCCAACGAGGAUAGGAAUGCCCGCAUUGGGGCCACUGCCGCUGGCGGAGACGAUGAGAUCGACGAGAUGCUGCUGGGCGACGAGGCUUUUGUCAUCUUAGAGUUCGAGUGCUGA